AUGGAUAAGUUAUCGUGCUACAAGAGAGUGUUCGAUCAUUUCGAUAUGGAUGGAGAUGGGAAGAUUUCUCCGCCCGAGGUACGGGAGUGUAUAGCAGCGGUAUCAGGGGCGGAGGUCUCGGUGGUGGAGGCAGAGGAGGUGGUGGUCGCAUUCGACAUGGAUGGAGAUGGUGGACUCGACGUGGAGGAGUUUGAGAGGUUCGUCGACGACAGAGGGGAGGAGGAGAAGGUGAAAGAGCUUAGAGAAGCUUUUAAAAUGUAUGAAAUGGAGGGGUCGGGAUUGAUUACGGCGGUGAGCUUGAGGAGGACGUUGAAGAAAUUAGGAGAGUUCGUAAGUUUGGAGGAUUGUAUGGCCAUGAUUGCCAAGUUUGACCUUGACGGUGAUGGUGUUCUGAGUUUUGAUGAAUUUAAGGUUAUGAUGGGAUGA
Cucurbita pepo subsp. pepo (vegetable marrow) is the source of this 426-nucleotide messenger RNA. RefSeq names its product calcium-binding protein CML38-like. The record is from RefSeq and is a predicted model, not a curated record. NCBI's taxonomy places the organism in Eukaryota, Viridiplantae, Streptophyta, Magnoliopsida, Cucurbitales, Cucurbitaceae. Gene Ontology annotation, molecular function: calcium ion binding.